Molecule: messenger RNA, 493 nt
Organism: Racocetra persica
Lineage: Eukaryota; Fungi; Glomeromycota; Glomeromycetes; Diversisporales; Gigasporaceae
Source: the annotation of a GenBank genome assembly
AGUACGAAAUACGGAUUUUCUAACUCGAUUACUUUGUGCCAAUACCGCUAACCUUGUUCUUUUCAUUAUUAUCGCAAUACUACGAUCUAUUUCUUCCCUUCUUACUCCUUUCUUCUUAUAUCGACUAUUGGGUUACAUGUCGAAUAAUGAAAAUAAAGGUUAUACUGAAGAACCUUAUCUUUAUGUAUUUGGAAUAUUAUGCUCUGAGUUUGCCGGUGUUGUUUUUUUAAACCAGUUAAACUAUCAAAUGUCAUGGCUAAACAUUCGUGUUGAACAAAUGUUGAGCUUAUUAGUAUAUGAAAAACAAAUAUGCUUAAAAACUACUCAAACUAAAAUCAAAGGUGGAAGGCCAUACAACGUUCUGACAAGUGACGUUUAUGAUAUUGCUGGCUUCUUUUCCAAUCUUCCUUUUCUUUUAACAAUUCCUUUGGAAGUAAUCGCGACAACGGUAUUUUUAUAUUAUUUAUUGGGAAUGUCUAGUAUUGCUGGUGUG